AUGGGUAAUAGUGUCCUUUCCUCACUAUCGGUGGAUACACCUUUUCUUCCGACCCCUCAAGACUUGAGCCUUGUACUCCUAUCAGACCAAGACCAUAUAUACACCCUGAAAUGCCCACAGGAGGUAGUGGCAGCCAUAAGGGGAGCGUUGGGUCCUGGAGCUAUCAAAAGGAAUGGGCUCUCAGCUAAGGCGAAAGGGCUACAAAAAUUCACUUUAACGAGAUGGUUGUGGUUGAGCAGCGGGACUGACACUGUGAAGACUCGUAUGAUUGUUAUGAAUAUUAUUGCGGCGAUUGAGGAAGUUGGCUGGGAGGUCGCAGUCGAGGUCGAUUUGUCUCGCUCUGGGUUUUUGCGAGGAUGGGUUUUGAGACGGCGCUCUGGGUCAGCGCCAGGAAGGCAUCUUAUGGUGGGCUUUCAUGAUACUGAUGAUGUGAGGAUGUUGAUCAUGGAUGACGGUACUAGAGUUAAUGCAGUCCAAGAUGCGAUUCGGGAGGGUAUUUCGAGGGCAUGGAAAAUAUCCGAAGAGUCUGAGUAUGGUGGUUCGUAUGAGUUCAAGUUGUCGGGUAACCCUUUCUGUGCUAGUGGGGAAUCCACGGUAGCAGUCCGAGAGAUGGUACUUGGAAUAUGUGACCAGCUCGGGCGGGCUCAAGGGUAUGUUUUACACAAUUCAUUUAUAUUAUCGACUCGUAAGGGAUCUCAGGCUAGUUUGGUAUUCAAGACUCUAUCUGAUAAUGGUAGUGACCCUCGUAGUAGAAGGCAUGAAAGCUACCUGGGGGUGAGUCUUAAUGAUGGGGAUGAUAUAAGGCUGGUUAUGGCCCCUGGCCAAGAGAUGGAUUUCGUGGCGCGUGACGAAAUUGGUCGAGCUAUUGUUGAAGCGUGGCCCAGAGGUAUCCAGAGGCAGGGUAUGUAUGGAGGCAUAGUUAGCUCUCGAACCGCUCUGGCUGCCGGGUUGAUUCUCCUAACUAUAGUAGAUGCUUUGAAUGAGCUGGGCUGGGAGGUGAAGGCCUCUCUUGACAUAUCGGGUAAAGUGAGGCAUCGGACUCGGAAGGAUCGUCCUAAUGAAACUGAGAAGCAGGACUUAUCGUCGUUAUACUUUCUCAAAGCGCAUUCCGCGUGA
Molecule: messenger RNA, 1116 nt
Organism: Perkinsus marinus ATCC 50983
Lineage: Eukaryota; Perkinsozoa; Perkinsida; Perkinsidae
Exons: 2
Coding region: 1-1116 (371 amino acids)
Source: RefSeq, a predicted model, not a curated record